CCAGUGCAGCGGCUGCCGGGGCCAGAAAGCGCCGCCCGGAGCUCGGAGGAAGCAGAGCGCGCCGCGCCCCUGCCACUGACCGAGGGUCUACAAGUGACUGGAUCCUUCCCAGCUGGGCCCUGGAAAAUGGCAGCUGCUGCUAAUUCAGCCCUGAAGACAGUCACUUGCCCACUGAGCACCAUAACUUAGAAGAUAGACUUGAGAGGAGGAACAUCAACAGAAGUAGGAGUUUCCGGGUCUGCCUGUCACUGUCUAGGUGGGUCCCAAGUGUCCAGUCCUGGUGGAGAUGCCAGGAGCCAUUGCAGCACCUUGCCUACUGGUAGCUGGCCAGAAGCAAGGCCUCCAGGCCUUUGAUUCUCAUGAUUAUGUUCUCUGCAGGCUUUUUCUCAAGCAGCUAUGACCCGCUGGAUGACUCUCCAGGUCUCUAGGCCACGAAAACCCAUACCCCAGGAUCUGUCAACCUCUCGCCGGCACUUAAGUGCCCCAACCCUGACCACUCGCCCCUGGAGGGUCCCAGAAUCUGGGGCUGAAUCAUGUUCCCAGCACAGCCCACAGGUUCCCCAGCCUCGCCAACUCUCUGCCUCCUGGCCCAGGCAGAAGCAGCCGCUGCCAUUACAGCAUCAGGUCUCAGCUCCUCAGACCCAUGGAGCCUCUCCGCCUGGAGCAAGCCUAGGGCCAGGUCAGGGCCCUCUGGCCCCCGGGAUGACCGCGGCCAGUAGGGCCAACCCCUACAGCAUCGUGUCAUCGGAGGAGGACGGGCUGCACUUGGUCACCAUGUCAGGCGCCAAUGGCUUUGGAAAUGGCAAGGUCCACACUAGGCGCCGGUGCCGCAACCGCUUCGUCAAGAAGAACGGUCAGUGCAACAUCGAGUUCGCUAACAUGGACGAGAAGUCCCAGCGCUACCUGGCCGACAUGUUUACCACCUGCGUGGACAUUCGCUGGCGCUACAUGCUGCUCAUCUUUUCGCUGGCCUUCCUUGCCUCCUGGCUACUGUUUGGCGUCAUCUUCUGGGUCAUUGCUGUGGCCCAUGGUGACUUGGAGCCAGCCGAGAGUCGUGGCCGCACCCCCUGUGUGAUGCAGGUCCAUGGCUUCAUGGCAGCCUUCCUCUUCUCCAUCGAGACGCAGACUACUAUUGGCUACGGGCUGCGCUGUGUAACUGAGGAGUGCCCAGUGGCAGUCUUUAUGGUGGUGGCUCAGUCCAUCGUGGGCUGCAUCAUUGACUCCUUCAUGAUCGGAGCCAUCAUGGCCAAGAUGGCACGGCCCAAGAAGCGAGCACAGACUCUGCUGUUCAGCCACAAUGCCGUGGUGGCGCUGCGUGAUGGCAAGCUGUGUCUCAUGUGGCGCGUGGGUAACCUGCGCAAGAGCCACAUCGUGGAGGCCCAUGUCCGGGCCCAGCUCAUCAAGCCUCGGGUCACAGAGGAGGGCGAAUACAUCCCUCUGGACCAGAUAGACAUUGAUGUGGGCUUUGACAAGGGCCUGGACCGCAUCUUCCUGGUGUCACCCAUCACCAUCCUGCAUGAGAUUGAUGAGGCCAGCCCACUGUUUGGCAUCAGCCGGCAGGACUUGGAGACAGAUGACUUUGAGAUCGUGGUGAUCCUUGAGGGCAUGGUGGAGGCCACAGCCAUGACCACACAGGCCCGCAGCUCCUACCUGGCCAAUGAGAUCCUAUGGGGCCACCGUUUCGAGCCAGUGCUCUUUGAGGAGAAAAAUCAGUACAAGAUCGAUUACUCACACUUUCACAAGACCUAUGAGGUGCCCUCCACGCCCCGUUGCAGCGCCAAGGACCUGGUAGAGAACAAGUUCCUCCUGCCCGGUGCCAACUCCUUCUGCUAUGAGAACGAGCUGGCUUUCCUGAGCCGUGAUGAGGAGGAUGAGGCAGAGGGAGACCAGGAUGGCUGCAGUCAAGAGGGCCUCAGUCCCCAGCCUCGGCACGACUUUGACAGGCUCCAGGCUGGUGGUGGAGCCCUUGAGCAGCGGCCCUACAGGCGAGAGUCAGAGAUAUGAACCACUGGUGGCCUAGUGCAAGGCUUAGCUCCCUCAGGGAGUGGCCCAGUGUCCCUCAGGGGCACUGGGUUUGAGCAGAGUGGGCCAGGUGCCCUGGGUUGCAGACUCAGUAGCGUUUUAGUCGUUUUAUGUUUCUUCACAAUAGCCUUGGAGAGUUAGUGGGAGAGUGGGUGGCCAGAGAGGGCAGCCCACAGCCUCAGAAGCCGAGGUGGCACAGGGUCAGGAAAGUGGCCUCCUGGGGGUCCAGCCACAGGAGCCAGGGGCUUCUUCCUGGAGAAGGAGCUGCAGCCUGCACAGAGUCACCCUGCAGUGGUCCACCUCUGUGGUUACAGUCUGGCAGGCUACAGGCAUCUCUAUGGUUUUUAACUUGGGGAGAAACAUCAGAUUCCAGCUUUCUCAACCUUAUCUUGGGUAAGACUGUUUACAAAAAAUAAUAAUAACAUGCAAUUAAAAAUAUUUUUAAUUCAUGGGGUUGUGGGGGAAGGACAAUAAGAAUCCCAUUGGUCUGCCGCAAUGCGAGCGGCUAGAUGCAGAGAUGUUCCAGAAGGUUUCCUGAGGCUGGACUGACCUCUCCCCCAUGUGUGCUAGAGCCCCCACAGUUCAUCAGGCUUAGGGGUGAAUUAGGUUCUGUUUGUGACAGAAGAACCAAGACGAUGUUAAUGAUCAUAAUAAAAAGCUUUCUGAUGCUAUUGGGAUGGGGUUGGGGAAGAAACUGGUUUGCUCUUGUUGAGUUUGAUGUUGUACCUCAGAGGUGGUCCCAGGGCUGUGUGGGACCUGCCCUCAAGGGUAUCCCUGCCUCCAUGCCCAUGUUUUGCCUCUCUCUCCACUUCGGCCAGGGCCUGCGUCCCUUGCAGAUGAGAGGCAGCUGGAAACAUGGGAGGCUCCUUGGGAAGGGGAAAGGGAGGCUGGGUUCCCUCACCUAGUGGAAAAGGAUCAGCCUUCCCACUGGGCCCACAGGGGAAUUGUGCCUUAAGAGACUUCAGGUUGUUCGACUUGAGUUGUUUCUGUUUUUAUUGGACAUGCCUGUUCCCCUCCCCUCCCCACUCCAUCUGCCCUGGGAAGGUGGCAGUGACUGUGCCCCCUGACAUACAGCCACACUCCUGCCUGCCUUCCUCCCCUACAUACCUCAGGCAAUACAUUUUGGGGUCUGCUGUUGAAGGUCAGAGGAAAGAUUUUAGGGAAGUAGAAUUGUCACCACCUCCCACCCAUGACCUGGGGUCAUAUUCAUUCAAAGAUGAAUUUAAAAAGUGGCCAUGGAAUGAAGAAUUCCUGUUCAGGCUUCAGGGGCCUGCGGGAUGGAGCACUCCUUCUGCUUCCCUUCUCACUUUCCCUGAGGACAGGGACCACAGAGGAUCUAGAUGCUGACAAUCACUUCCCUGCAAGAUGCACUGUUAGGGCCCAGAGAUACCUCAGUCCCAUUGCCCUGGAACAGGCCUGACUCCAGGAACCUUGAUCAGGAAGAGAUUGGAGGCCUCUUGUCACAAGUAAAUUGGCUCUGCCUUGUUCUUACAUCUUGUGAGGCCAGGCCUGGGAGGAGCCCAGCCUUUCCUGAGGCUGCUGAGAAAACCCAUCUUCCCUGGGCAAGGCCUUCAGGAAGGCAAUAAUGAGAAAGUUUGUGUCUCCUGCCUGCUUUCCCAGGCUGCUUGCCCCCAUGCUCAGGACAAGAAGGCACCAAUAACUCUGUGGUCCAAGAGGGGAAACUGAGGCUGAAAGUGGGGAAGGGGAGGUAAAGGUCACACGGUGAGUGGGCAGGGAGUUAGGGAGAGUAUGGGCCCUGGGGUGGGGCUCCUGCCUCUUUGCUUGUCCUCCCUGAGGAUCAGAGCCCAUGCACAGGCUAUUUUUUCUCUGAAAGGUCCCUGAGAUAGGACAAAGACACAGCUCGGCCCCUCACCUUGAGCUAGGCAAGACUUGAGGCAUCCUGCCCUGCCUCAGACCCAGCCUGAAGAUUUUUGGCCUAGAAGAUUUAGCUCUAGGCUGCUCUUUCAUCUCAGGAUCUGCCAGAGGAGCCUCAGCUCCUCUGGACUCCUGGGUUUGGCCCUCGGCUUAAAAGUCUGACUGGCUUUCCCAGAUUUAGCCUUGGGGUUCUUGGGGAUGUAUUGGCACAAGAGUGCUUGGUUCUCCACUAUCCACCCCAGAUCGCCAAGUGAGGGAAGGGUGGCCUCAGUCCCUGGAGGCUGGGUGGUGCCCUGUGCCCUAAUUUGUCCUUCCAGGCCUGUGUGGGGAAGCUGUGUACUUUCUGCAUCCUGAGCAGACUCAGGGGCCCCAGGUCCCUGCCACUUUAGUGGCCUGGUGCGUUUGCCUCUCAGGCCUGUCCUCCCAUGCCCUCAUCCACCAGAACGACCCAGCCCCAGAGCUCGAGGGAGGGCAGCCUGAGCUGCCUUUCAUCUCUCACCAAAGGCAGGCACAUGCUGCGUUUUCAAAUUCUUCUGUCCUCUUUUUUUCCUUCCUUCCAUUUCUCUAUUUAUCUAUUUAUUUAUAUGUUUAUUUAUUGCUUGUGCUAAAGACCAAACUAGUCCCCUUUUAGUGCACUUGAUUGCGAGGACUGCUAUGAGGAGCCUUGAGUGUACGCAGAAGCAAGGGAGACUUGGCCCCGGGGGCGUGUGUGGGGAGGGAAGGUGUGCACACGUAUGUGCACGUAUGUGUGUGCACACCUGACUCUCCACGUGGGUGACACUGAGGUGAUGAUGUGGAUACUUGACAUGUCCAGAUAUGUGUGUCUACCCACUGGUGUGCGUGUGUGCACUGGUGUGUGUGUGUGUGUGUGUGCUUAUCUUCCCCACGGGGGUCUGGUUUGACACUCACCAGGCCAAGGCUGGGUGCACACUGGUCAGACUGGACACUGCCCUCAGACUUUGGCACUGACCACUGACUGACUUGAUAGCUCCUGGUCCUCUGCCCUGAUCAUCCAGUCAGUGCCAACGUGAGGCAUCUGGAAGUGGGCAUCUGCACCUGGAUCAUGUGCCGGCCGUAGUAUGUCUGUCUGAAUGAACACCAUGUAUGUGCGGGUGUGUGUGGUCUUGGGGUGUGUGUGCACGUGUCAGUGGGGCGGUGUGUCUGCUGCUCAGAGCACUGUGGCUACCCCCCAACCUCUGUCGGUGCUGUGCCGCUCAGUCCCUGCCCAUCCAAGGGGCCCGGGAGUGGUGCGGAAGGAGCCCCCUUCGGGAGGCCCCUACGUGGGGUGUCUGCCUUGUGUGAGGUCAUAGAAUGUCAAAUCUAUUUUAAAUGGUGAAACUGGAGAAUUUUCAUGUUAUUUUCAAUACAUAGCUGUAUCUAAAGAUGUAGGCGAUGAGACUAG
This is a messenger RNA of Fukomys damarensis (Damara mole-rat), 5299 nucleotides long. RefSeq names its product potassium inwardly rectifying channel subfamily J member 12 (gene Kcnj12). Lineage: Eukaryota; Metazoa; Chordata; Mammalia; Rodentia; Bathyergidae. The coding region runs from base 397 to 2004 and encodes 535 amino acids. Gene Ontology annotation, cellular component: plasma membrane. The record is from RefSeq and is a predicted model, not a curated record. Gene Ontology annotation, biological process: potassium ion import across plasma membrane; regulation of monoatomic ion transmembrane transport. Gene Ontology annotation, molecular function: inward rectifier potassium channel activity. The transcript is spliced from 4 exons.